GAAGCUCCUCCUAGGCGGCCGUCGGAGGCCACGGCAAGGUCUAUUCCCUGUAGAGUCGGGUUUUCUCGCCAUCUGUUACGGGUUUUCGGCGGCACCCACCGCUCAGCGCCUGCGCAGACUGAGGACCACGGUCACCAUGACAGCGACCGCCGGGGCCCCUGGAUCUUGGAGUGAAAACAUACUGGAAUAUUUUCUCAGAAAUAACCAGAUCACAACAGAAGAUGGCGCCCAGAUCAUCUGGUAUCAUGCGGCUAACCACAAGGUGCAAGUGAAUGAGGCACUGAGAAGUACUGCUCAUAUGAUAGAGGCUGAUGUCAUUUUUCCAAGUGCUGGAUCAGAACAUGGCCAACCAAUCAUGGCUCAUCCUCCUGAAACAAACAGUGAUAAUACUUUACAGGAAUGGCUGGCUGAAGUUAUAAAAAGCAAUAAAGGCAUCAAACUGGAUUUUAAGAGUCUGGCAGCUGUAGAACCAUCCAUGAUGCUCUUGGAAAAUGUGAAGAGGCAUCUGAAGCGUCCAGUAUGGAUUAAUGCUGAUAUUCUUCCUGGUCCAAAUGGAAAUAGCAGAGUAGUGGAUGCAAAACCUUUUAUAGACACUGUGACAUCCUUCUUUCCAGAUGUGACAUUUUCCCUAGGUUGGACAACAGGAUGGCAUCCUGAGAAAGUCAAUGAAGGUUACAGUUGGAUAAUGGUGAAAGAGAUGGAAUAUAUAUGUAAUGAACUAAAUCAGCUUGUAACAUUUCCUGUCAGAGCAGCAUUAGUCAGGCAGUCUUGUUCUCAGUUACUUUGGCUGUUAAAGCAAUCAAACAGAAAACCCCCGGAAGGGAUAGCGGGGCCACUUAUAAGUGAAUAUGAAUGUUGGGAACGUCAGUGACAUUUGUGUCUCUUCACUGUCCCUUCCAGUCGUGCUUUCGACUGUGGCCUGGCUACUGAAGAAACCAGGUUAGAGCUGUGGUUUUUGUGUAGGGAACAGAUGCCUUGAUCAGCAACACAAUCUCCUCAGUUCUUUUGUCCAAAAUUGGGCCCAUUUCCAGUGCUACCAGUCUGGGUUUCUAAAGCCAUUUAACAUUAAUUCAGAUACAGCGGGACCUAAUUUAGGCAACAGCAGUGUGAAUUUUAUUCUCUCUAGUCCCUUUGAUGUUGAUGAAGGAAUGAAACAGGAAAAUAUAGUUCCACCAGUGCUAAUUAAUUUUUUCUUCUGUGUGAAUUUGGGUUAGAGACAAAUGAGAGUAACUGUUUUUAGGGUUAUUGGAAUUCUUCAUCACUGUUUCUUAUCUUUCUCUUUUAACUAUAUAAUUCUGUU
Molecule: messenger RNA, 1300 nt
Organism: Globicephala melas (long-finned pilot whale)
Lineage: Eukaryota; Metazoa; Chordata; Mammalia; Artiodactyla; Delphinidae
Gene: FAM151B
Product: family with sequence similarity 151 member B
Source: RefSeq, a predicted model, not a curated record